Messenger RNA from Aspergillus fumigatus Af293, 858 nucleotides. Its product is annotated as Phosducin family protein. NCBI's taxonomy places the organism in Eukaryota, Fungi, Ascomycota, Eurotiomycetes, Eurotiales, Aspergillaceae. The record is from RefSeq and is a predicted model, not a curated record. The transcript has 4 exons. Gene Ontology annotation, cellular component: cytoplasm. The coding region runs from base 1 to 858 and encodes 285 amino acids. Gene Ontology annotation, biological process: protein folding.
AUGCAUCAUAUCAUCAUCUCUGGUGCUUGGGAGCCUCAACAAACAAUUGCAUGCGAGCUCUCAUUCUACCUACCUAAACUUGCAAUUUUCAUUUUUCACGAUAGAUCAACUUAUUUCUCAUUAUGGAGGUCCAGUUUCCUCAGCAAAGCCCCCGAUAAUCGCUCACCCCGCCCUAGGAAUGACAUUCUCCGCAAGCAUGGCAUUAUCCCCGAAAAGCCCCAGGACCCUGAACCAUUGAUCCAAGAGGCCCUCGUGGAGGCCGAACGAAAAGCACAUGAGAACAGGCUCGAAGACAAAGACCUCGAUGAGCUGCACGAUCUCGAAGAUGAAGAAGACGAAGAGUUCCUCGAACAAUACCGCAAAAAGCGCCUCGCCGAACUCUCUACCCUUCAGAAAACCAGCAUCUACAACCAAGUCUACCCCUUACAAAAAGUUGAUUACGCCCGCGAGGUAACAGAAGCCUCCAGCAAAUCGUUCGUGCUCGUCCACCUCACAUCUACCAGCGGGAACGUCGAGUCGCGGGUCCUGUCCGACCUGUGGCGUCAACUAGCUAUGAAAUACGGUGACAUUAAAUUCUGCGAGAUCCGCGGCGAUAUGUGCAUUGAAGGGUACCCAGAACGGAAUACGCCGACGAUUCUGGUAUACAAGGACGGAGAAAUUAGGAGGCAGCUUGUCACACUACGGGAGCUCAAUGGACCCAAGACUAAGCUUGAGAACCUUGAGCGUAUGCUAGUGGAUCUGGGCGCCUUAAAAGAAAGCGAUGUCCGGCUAAAGAAGCGAUCUUACUCGUUCGACGAGGAGCGUCAAUCAAACAUUCGGAGUGCGAACGUCGAAGAUUACGACGAUGAUUGGGACUAA